Messenger RNA from Carassius gibelio (silver crucian carp), 2737 nucleotides. It is a transcript of the gene pip4p1b, whose product is annotated as phosphatidylinositol-4,5-bisphosphate 4-phosphatase 1b. Bases 126 to 914 code for a protein of 262 amino acids. The transcript is spliced from 7 exons. Gene Ontology annotation, biological process: phosphatidylinositol dephosphorylation. Gene Ontology annotation, molecular function: phosphatidylinositol-4,5-bisphosphate 4-phosphatase activity. NCBI's taxonomy places the organism in Eukaryota, Metazoa, Chordata, Actinopteri, Cypriniformes, Cyprinidae. The record is from RefSeq and is a predicted model, not a curated record. Gene Ontology annotation, cellular component: plasma membrane; lysosomal membrane; late endosome membrane.
GCAAAAAAAAAAGUCAUGUGACACUUCCUAGAGAUUUAUUUUCACACAUCACUUCUGCUUUCCGCAACAACAUUAUCCAGCAGCAAACCCUAAAUCCACCGCGGGAUUUAGCGCUCGUUUACGGCAUGGCUGACGGUGAGAGAUCGCCUUUGCUGUUGGACAGUCGCUAUGGAAUGAACGGGCUGUCACCGGGAGAUGAGACCUACCGACCUCCGAGCAAACCACAGACGUUCCCAUCAGCUCCUCCCACGUUGAUGGUGGGAGAGGCUCCUCCACCGUACUCCCCGCUGGGCUCUCCGGAGAGCGGCAGUGCUGCUGUCAUCAGCUGCAGAGUGUGUCAGUCGCCUAUUAGUGUGGAGGGCAAAAUCCACCAGCAUGUGGUCAAAUGCGGUAUCUGCAAUGAGGCUACACCCAUAAAGAAUGCUCCAGCAGGAAAGAAGUAUGUGAGGUGUCCGUGUAAUUGUCUUCUCAUCUGCAAAGUCACCUCGCAGAGGAUUGCCUGCCCUCGACCUUACUGUAAGCGAAUUAUCAAUUUGGGUCCAGUUCAUCCUAGUGCCGAUAGUCCGAAUCCUCAGCCUAGUGGUGCCAGAGUUUCCUGUGGCCACUGUGGAAACACUUUUCUGUGGACAGAAUUUACAGAUCGGACAUUGGCUCGCUGUCCACACUGCAAAAAAGUCUCAUCGAUUGGCCAGAGGUACCCUAGAAAGCGGAGUUUGAUAUGUUUCCUGCUGUGCUUGAUCUUCAUUAUAACGACUGCAGGAUUGAUCGCUGGCACGUGGAGGAAGGCACUGACAUAUAAUGGGAUUUAUGCCUCCUGGGUACUUUUCAUUCUCUUGGUGCUGAUCACUUUGGUCAGAGCUUUACAUUGGGCCUGCAUGAAAAUCAGUGAACCGCUGCACAGCUACUCAUCAUAGGAGUGAUGGAUGUGGAGGAGGAAGAGGUAGCAAUGAAGUGCAAGCGACGAGAGUAAAGAGAAACGGAGCAAAAAGAUGUUAAUAAAGUGCUGCUUUGUCUGGAAAAUAUCCAAGACAUAUUUCACCCCCAAAUCAAUUAUUAUUUUGGAUAAUAAUAGUAAUUAUAAUAUAAUUUUGAUUUGGGGGUGAAAUGUGACCACUUUUCACCCGAAAGAUUGCCCCCCCCCCCCCACCCUUUUUUUAUUUGAUACACUACUCUUCUCUGAACUGAUAUCGAAUCCAAUUCGCCAACAUUCCUGAUGGGAAUCUGCUUCCUAACCACUACAGAGUUAGAAAAAGCAUAGAAAAAACUAUAUUUCAGCCUUGUCAGUAGGAUAAUAACUUCUAGUUUAGUUGCACAAUCAGUAACUACUGACACAGGCUAUUUUUGCACCAUGAAUUGAGAUCACACAAAUAUAUGGAAACGUUACAGUCAGAAUGAGAGAUUGUGGCUGAAUUGCUGAAACACAAAGUGUAAGUGCCUCAUGUGACCAUGUGCACUGGUGUUAAAACUUGUACUGCAGGAACGGCAACUUUUAGCUUUAUUGGAAAACCCUGACCUUGCACAUAAAAUGAAGGGUAUGAGCAAGAAAAAGGAAAUGGAAACACACUGAAACACUUGGAAGGUUUAGAAAAGAGGAGAAACAAAAGCAUUUUUUUUUUUUUUUGCAUUUUAGUGCUAUUAUUGGAAUGUGCUAUAGAUUGAACCAUAGGCAAAGAUGAAUUGAUUAUUCUUUCAGUGUAGUUUAUUGCUUUUCUGUAGAUAUUAUUCAGGGACUCUAUAGGGGUUUCUUCUUGUCUGUGGCCCAAGUUUAGACCAAACCUUUACCUUCCUUUUCUUCCUCCUACAGCAUUCAGCAUUAUGCUUUGCUUACUAACUAAUAAAGAUCAAAUAUCCAACACAAUGCAAUAUUAGAGAUAAUUUUGAGAUUCCUAAUGAUCCUUGUGCUACUUUUGUUGAUGCUGUUUUUUAAUCAGGCAUUGCUGCUCAUAAUUUGUACUUGUCUGUGGUUAUAUAGGUAUAAAGCUGCAGUAAAAUCUUCUCUUUUAUAUGUUGCGAAGACCUUCAACAUUACCUAGUAAAGUAGUAUGGGAAGAUAUUUUUUAAUUACAAUUUUGACUUAACAUUUUUUCCUUUUCUUUUUCUCUGUUUGGCACAAUCUGCACAUAUAAACUGUUAAAUGCUAAUGACUGUAAAAACUCAUAAAAAAAUUGCUGUGAUUAAUAUCUAUACUGUCUGAAAAAAGUGUGCAAAAAUCGUACAACAGUCUGUCACUGGGACAACUUCAUACCUUAUCAAGCUUUAAAUUAAUAAGAAGUAAUAAUAGGCCUAGAAUCCUUUGAGGGUAAAUAAGGUACAGUUGUACCAAGUUGUACCAGUGACAAGCUGUUGUCAUUUUUUGCCCAUUAUUUUGGAAAGUGUAAUCCGAUGUAAAUGUACCGGCUGACAAAUCAUGUAGGCUGAAAUGAACCUCUUGCACUGCACUCUUAAUGAAGAUACAGUUACUAAUAGACAUAGUACUUGUACCUGUACCUAUUCUGUGAAAUUCAGAAGUGACCAGUAUGUUUUUAUUUUUGCAGAGUUUGAUUUGUUUACAUGAGUGUGCAGUUGUAGUACUGUGCAUUUACUCUUAAUUUUUUGUUGAAAAUGUUAGAUAUAUAUCUAUAUAUAUAUUGUUGCACUACAUUUUAGCGAUUUCGCUAACAGAAUCUAACCUUGUCAUUGUUGAUUUUGUUGUUGAUAAUUUUUGUAUUUUCCUUUGUGACUAAAAUGUUUAACAAUC